CCGGUAGUUCCGGUACAUUUGUCCGCACCAGCAGCGGGGAGAUGUCGGUCCAGGACAAGGUUGCGCGGCUGCUGAGCCGGCAGAACGGAAAACCGGUCCUGAAGCCGAACCGAGCUCUGGUUCUGAAAGACUCCGUGGCGAUUCGCAGACUCCGGAAAGGCGAGGCCACCUGCAUCACUGAGAUGUCCGUCCUCAUGGCCUGCUGGAAGCAGAACAACUUUGUUGACGGCCUGUGCUCCACUGAGAUCAGCAGUUUCUACACCUGUGUAUCUAAAGCUCAGGCAGCGAUGAGGAAUCAGUCAGAGGAGAGUCUCCAUCAAGGGCGUCUGCCUCCAAAACAAGCCCUCACCCUGCUGAAGAGGUUCCCCAACAUCCAAUCAGAGAUCUGACCUGUCACCUGCACACCGUCCAAGGCAAAGAACUGGGCUUCUACAAUUGGGUUCAAGGUGUUGAACCGGGUCAGCUGUUGUAUGACUGAGAUUAUGUUAAUUUUUAAUAAAUUAUUUAACCAUA
Molecule: messenger RNA, 513 nt
Organism: Oryzias melastigma (Indian medaka)
Lineage: Eukaryota; Metazoa; Chordata; Actinopteri; Beloniformes; Adrianichthyidae
Gene: chchd1
Product: coiled-coil-helix-coiled-coil-helix domain containing 1
Exons: 3
Coding region: 42-389 (115 amino acids)
Biological process (GO): mitochondrial translation
Cellular component (GO): mitochondrial ribosome; mitochondrion; nucleoplasm
Molecular function (GO): RNA binding
Source: RefSeq, a predicted model, not a curated record